GUUUGGACCACAACUUUCUUUAGAAUAAAUUCUUUUGGGUUCCACAAAAGAAAUAUGAAAGUCAUAUAGGUUUAUAAUGGCAGGGUGAGUUAAAUGGCAACAAUUUCUACAUUUGAGUGAUUUCAAGUGUGAUUUCUGAAUCAACACCACAACAGUUAUGUACGAUGUCAAAUCUGUACAUGAUCCUGAAGGCUAAUGAUUCAAGUGGGCCUGUGUUUGCCAGACCCUUGUUGUCUGGAUUAGUGUGUCACUGUACCGGAGAGAGAAGGUCACCCAGGCUGAGACGAGGACUAAAAACUCCAGGAUAAUCCCAGCACACAUCCUCACCCAUACACACUGUCCUAAAUAUAGAGCUACCGGCCGCUCAUUUUCAACUCAUAACACUGCCAGAGACAUGACACACUGUUACAUAUAUCAUGCUUAAUAUCCACAUAUAUGAUUCUUAUCCACUUCAUAACAGCUGAAAUAAUUGUGAAGAUUUAGUAUGUGACGUUUGCUGAAUUGCACCCCCAUUUUACACUAGGCUGUGGUCAAUGUAUGCAAAAAAAUGCAGGACUGGACCUGUGCCACUUUUCCUGUGCAUUCCUCCAAACACCCGCUUCAUUCGCAUCCCUCUGUUUCUGGGUCAAAGCAUAAUGACCAGAUUACAUACGACUCUUUAUAGUCAGACUAGUGAACAGUUGUGUAGGUGUCACUUAACCAAAAAGUUGGGAUCCAAAGGUAUGUCUACUUUGAGAGAGCAGUCACAAAAUCGCAAGUAAUUACAUUAUUUUGCCCUAAAGCGAUUAGCAAUCCUAUUGUGCGUGUGACUGUGCUCUGGAGCUGGUGCACUGGAGCGAGGGGGAAGGGAGGGACAGAUGGGCCAACACAUGGAAGCUGCCCCCUCCUCCUGCUGCUCUUGUUGCCUAAUCUCACUGGGUGGAGGGCAACUGGGCAUCCAUCCUUGCUCACACACUCUCCUGGCACCAUUCGAUGCCACCAGGCUGCUCGUAUAGGAUAUGGGAAGACUGUUCGGAUGUUCCCACGAGAGUGACAUGAGGGUGCGCAUUUGGGGAUCUGUGGAACUACACCUGCAGGAGAAACUAGCUGAGGACUCUUUCAUGUAAAGCUAAGGAGCUCCUACAGAUAAUACAGUGUCCUGACCCUGACUGGCUAUAGCAUAUACUUUUUUAUUUAUUAUAUUUUUUUCUGGAGGUCUUGUUUUAAUGACUAAUCGUCCUUGAGAAAUAAGAAGCCAUGUCGACUUCUCAAGCUUUACACCACAGCGGUGUCUACAACUAUUUCCUGAACAUGGUGGCUUAUCAGAUAUGCUGCUGCUGUGGCCCGGCACCAUGUUCCCUGUGCUGCUCCUUCUGUCCGCCCGUCAAAUCAUCAAGCACCACGCGGGUCAUGUACACGUUAUUCCACAUCCUGGCCUGCACUGUCUCAUGCCUCAUGCUGUCUAAGACUGUGUCAGAGGCAGUGAGGGAGAAUGUGCCUUUCUUUAACGUGGUGUGUGAUGAGGCUCAUGGUGGAAGAGACUGUCAGAUGCUGGUGGGAUACUCUGCCGUCUACAGGGUGUGUUUUGGCACAGCUUGUUUCUACUUGAUGAUGGCCAUCUUCCUCAUUGAUGUGAAGUCUAGUCAGGAUUUCCGAGCCCUCAUUCAUAACGGGUUCUGGUUUGUGAAGUUCAUCACCAUGCUUGGAAUGAUUGCUGCUGCCUUCUUUAUUCCCACAGAAUCCUUUUUGCAUGCCUGGCAUUAUGUUGGAGUAGUAGGAGGCUUUGCUUUUAUCCUCAUUCAACUCAUUCUCAUCACUGCUUUCGCUCAUACAUGGAAUAAAAACUGGUUAACCGGUGCAGCUGAGAAUAAGAGGUGGUACGUGGCAGUCAUGUGUGCUACCCUCUUUUUCUACACCGUUGCCACCAUGGCCUUCACCUUUAUGUACAAAUACUACACUCACCCAGCGGGAUGCCACCUGAAUAAAGCCCUGCUAUGGACUAACCUGGCCCUCUGCACCAUCAUGUCCUUUAUUGCGGUCACUCCCUGUGUGCAGCAAAAGCAGCCCCGCUCAGGACUCCUGCAGGCUUCCAUCAUUUGCUGCUAUGUCAUGUACCUGACCUUCUCUGCUCUGUCCAGCCGCCCACCAGAGAAGGUGGAGUAUCAGGGGGUCAACAUGACGGUGUGCUACCCCAAAGUCAGCAGGGAUGAGAUUCAAAAUGAAGGCAAUGCAGUGGCCAUUAUUGGGGCUGCAAUCAUGUACUGCUGUGUUCUCUUCGCAUGCAAUGAGGCUUCAUACUUAGCUGAGGUCUUUGGACCUUUCUGGAUGAUAAAAGUUUACCGCUAUGAGUUCCAGAAAGCCUCCUGUUGCUUCUGCUGCCCAGAGGCUGAAGAUGAGGAAGAGUUCGUCAUUGACGAGAACAAAGGCUGUCAGAAAGUCAUCCACAAUGAGACCCAGCGCGUCGCCUACAGCUACUUUUUCUUCCAUUUUGUUUUCUUUCUGGCUUCCCUCUACGUAAUGAUGACCCUCACUAAUUGGUUUAGUUACGAGACUGCUGUGCUGGAGACCACCUUCACCCAUGGGAGUUACUCCACGUUCUGGGUCAAGCUGUCCUCCUGCUGGGCGUGCGUGCUUCUGUAUCUGUGGCUUCUCCUGGGUCCCCUGUGCCACUGCCAGUCUGAUCACAAACGACCUCGCCGCGCCCGCAUCAAGAGACGGGCCGCCUCCCACCGCCACGUUAGCGUCAGCGUGUGAAUUACAGACUGUGGGGAUGGGUGCCAGUUACUGGGGAUUUCCACCGCUAAAAGAAAUGGGUCACGGCGGAUCUCUUCAGUUAAAUUAACAUUGAUCCUCCUGAUAAUCCUGUAAGGAUUAAAAUCACCAGCACUAUGAAUGCAAUUCAACAUGGGAACAGAAAAUGUACAAGACUGUACAAGCAUACCUUUAGGGGAUGUGCUGCAACUGCCAAAAGGAAUAUGACUAACAUUUUCUGCACAAGCUGGAUGUCUGUAUGUUUUUUUUCUUGUUUUUCUUAAAUGUAGAAGAAUUUUUUAUUGGUUUACAGCGUAGACAUAUGGAAACUACCUGAAAUAGGCUUUUUCCGAAAUAGGCUUUAAUUUAAGAUUUUGUUAAAUUUACGCAUAUUAAGAUGGAUAAAUUAUGUGAGCAUUGCUUUAUUUCAGUGAUCUGUGGCUUAUGUGUAUGUAUAUAUAUAUAU
Cyprinus carpio (common carp) is the source of this 3196-nucleotide messenger RNA. Its product is annotated as serine incorporator 4-like. NCBI's taxonomy places the organism in Eukaryota, Metazoa, Chordata, Actinopteri, Cypriniformes, Cyprinidae. Gene Ontology annotation, cellular component: membrane. The record is from RefSeq and is a predicted model, not a curated record.